Hymenoscyphus albidus is the source of this 1307-nucleotide messenger RNA. NCBI's taxonomy places the organism in Eukaryota, Fungi, Ascomycota, Leotiomycetes, Helotiales, Helotiaceae. The record is from the annotation of a GenBank genome assembly.
AUGAUUGAGACCGUAUUCUCUCUACUGGAGGCUCGCGAAUCAAAAUACGCCGAUUGUACCCUCGAGACUUGUCCACUUUCUGCUUCUGUGAGUCUUUUCAAUCAUGUUUGCCUUCUCCUGAAGGGAGCGGUAUCGCAGUUUUCUGUUUCCGUUUGCUGACGCCCAUCGAGGUUUACGGUUAUUUACCAAACAAAGCCGCCAACUACUUUUUCUUGGUCGCCUUUGGAUUAUCAUGUCUGGCGCAUUUCUUUCAAGGCGCAAGGUCGAGAUCAUGGACUUUCAUGUUAGCUUUCGGAGUUGGAGCCUUCGGUGAAGCAGUUGGUAAAUUUCACUCCAUCCAUUUUGAUCAGACCAAAUUAACAUAGUCCAGGCUAUGUUGGUCGAAUCCUGUUACGAAAUAAUCCCUUCAGCAGAACAUAGUAAGAAUUGCGAAACUUUCAGCAGAUUUCCAAGUUUGGUCUGACGUUUUCUGAUAGCCUCACCAUAAUGCUGGUCCCAGGAACUGUCGCUCCGGCCUUCUUAGCUGGUGGUGUAUAUCUGACUCUCAAACAUCUGUAAACAUCUAGAUUUACAUUGAGAGUUUUCUCUUUAUUCCCUCCAAGAGUCUGUAUGUUAUGUAUCACAAAUACUUAGCGUGUCGCGAGUGCUUGAUUCAGAGACUCAUAAGAGCUCCAGGCUGUAGAACAACACAACUGAUACCCCCAGAAUCAUAAUUUACGGUCGGAAUUUCUCCAGAAUAGCUCCCAGGCUCUAUACUUGGAUCUUCGUCUUCGCAGACAUAGCCUCCAUCGUGAUCCAAGCCCUCGGCGCUGUCAUCGCAUCCCGAGGCACCAAGCCAGCCGUCGGAAACAACAUAAUGAUGGGUUCUAGAUUCCGAUUCUCUUCUAUAAACAUGUCUAACUGCCUCAUCAGUGGGGCUCUGUUCCCAAGUCGCCACAUUAGGAAUCUUCGGUCUCAUGGCCAUCGAUGUAUUCUUCAAGAUUCGAAGUUAUCGCGAUCAAUUCAAUGCAUCCACCAUCGCCUUGAGAAGCUCCAAAAGAUAUAAAGGCUUGUUGGGUGCAAUUGUGAUUGCGUAUUCCACGAUUACCAUACGUUGUAUUUAUAGGAUUGCGGAGAUGGCUGGGGGUUGGAGGAAUCCGAUUAUGCAGGAUGAAAAUGCCUUUAUUGCUCUUGAUGGAUGUAUGUGUCUUAUUGCUUCUUUAGCGAUGAACAUUUGGCAUCCUGGGUUCCUUUUCAAGCAGUCUUAUGCUACGAUAAAGACUGAGUCGUUACCUAUAACACCGCAAGACGAAAUGAGUGCGGCUUAG